UCGUCCUCUCCGCGGCGGAGAGCUGCGUCAUCAGAAGACGUCGGAAGUGCGAGGCGGGAAGGCGCUGGUGGCCGGUGGGGGUUCGAAGUUUUGGGGGGCCGACCCUCCAUCUGUACGAAUGAAGAAAUGACUACUCAGUACAGUAUCCUCUUCAAGCAAGAACAAGCCCAUGACGAUGCCAUCUGGUCCGUCGCUUGGGGCAAAAACAGAAACGACGGCUCUGAGACUGUCAUCUCCGGCUCCCUGGAUGACCUCGUGAAAGUGUGGAAGUGGAAUGAGGAAAAGCUAGACCUCAAGUGGACAUUAGAAGGUCACCAGUUGGGUGUCGUUUCCGUGGAUAUCAGCCACACUGGCACCAUUGCCGCAUCCAGUUCUUUAGAUGCUCAUAUCCGUAUUUGGGAUUUAGACACGGGCAAGCAGAUCAAGUCUAUAGAUGCUGGACCAGUUGAUGCAUGGUCUCUGGCUUUUUCACCGGACUCCCAGUACGUUGCAACAGGCAGUCACAUAGGGAAAGUCAACAUUUUUGGUGUGGAGACUGGAAAAAAAGAAUAUUCCCUGGACACAAGAGGCAAAUUCAUCUUAAGCAUUGCAUAUAGCCCAGAUGGAAAAUAUUUAGCCAGCGGAGCCAUCGAUGGCAUUAUUAACAUCUUUGAUAUUGCAACCGGAAAACUUCUUCACACACUGGAAGGCCACGCUAUGCCUAUCCGUUCCUUGACGUUUUCGCCCGACUCGCAGCUGCUUGUCACCGCUUCCGACGACGGCUAUAUCAAGAUUUAUGACGUGCAGCAUGCAAACUUGGCAGGCACGCUGAGUGGCCAUGCCUCCUGGGUGUUAAAUGUAGCAUUUUGUCCUGAUGACACACAUUUUGUUUCCAGUUCAUCGGACAAAACCGUUAAAGUUUGGGAUGUGCCUUCAAGGACUUGCGUUCAUACCUUCUUUGACCAUCAAGACCAGGUGUGGGGAGUACAAUAUAAUGGAAAUGGUUCAAAAAUCGUCUCAGUUGGUGAUGACCAAGAGAUCCAUAUUUAUGAUUGUCCCAUUUAAACAUCCUUUAUCAACAGAGAUUGUUUUUUUAGAGAUGGUGUUAUGUAGCUUUGUUAACAAGAAUGCUUAACUGGUAAAUCAAUUUUAUUUAUGUAAGGGCAUUUGAUUUUGACAGAAAAUAGGAAAUCCAGUGUACUUACAUUCUUAUGAAUUCUGCUGUUCUGUUUAUGUCAAAACAAAAUAAAUGACAAUUCCUAGUAA
This is a messenger RNA of Pogona vitticeps (central bearded dragon), 1245 nucleotides long. NCBI's taxonomy places the organism in Eukaryota, Metazoa, Chordata, Lepidosauria, Squamata, Agamidae. The record is from RefSeq and is a predicted model, not a curated record.